Messenger RNA from Hibiscus syriacus, 567 nucleotides. Its product is annotated as 60S ribosomal protein L7-1-like. The transcript has 4 exons. Bases 1 to 468 code for a protein of 155 amino acids. Gene Ontology annotation, biological process: maturation of LSU-rRNA from tricistronic rRNA transcript (SSU-rRNA, 5.8S rRNA, LSU-rRNA). Lineage: Eukaryota; Viridiplantae; Streptophyta; Magnoliopsida; Malvales; Malvaceae. Gene Ontology annotation, cellular component: cytosolic large ribosomal subunit. Gene Ontology annotation, molecular function: structural constituent of ribosome; RNA binding. The record is from RefSeq and is a predicted model, not a curated record.
AUGUCGAGACUGUUUUCUAUAGCAGAAGGAGCGCGGCAGCUGAGGACGGGUUGUUUUCGGACUUCGAACAAGACGACGGUGGGGGGAGUCUGGAAAAGGUGGAACCCGCGCUUGACGCCGACACCGGAAAGGUUUUUCCAGCUCCUAUCCCUAUAUCAGGAGUUGGAUCUGAUCAGAAUGAAACAGAGGGCAAAGAUGCCAAAGUCGGUGAUACCAAAACUGAGGUCAAAGUUACUUUUCAUCAUCCGUAUACAAGGCAAAAAUGAUAUGCAUCCAAAAACUAGGAACAUCUUGUACAGGUUGAGAUUGAGGAAAGUUUUCAGUGGUCUAUUUGUGAAGGCAACUGAGGGUGUGACGGAGAUGCUGCAGAAGGUGGAGCCGUAUGUCACAUAUGGUUAUGGAGGCAACUUUUCUUUCUUUCAAGUUCCCCUUUUUCUUUUUCUCGGAACCAUCUUCAGUAUUGAAUAAUUUAUACCAUUGUUGAGAGAGCGCAUUAAUGUCCUAAAUCGUGAAAUACGGUAGCAAGCUGAUUCAGCACUUUCAGAGUUUCUCCAAGAGAUUAAGAAC